UCUAAUCACUGGAUGAAUUUUGAAAGUUCGUUAUGCAAUAAAUUUAUCGAUGUUUGAUUAUAGUUUGAGAACUAUAUUUCCAGUGGAUGGAUAUGUGACCACUACUUCAGGAUUUCAUUUCGCGCGGCAGUAUACAGAAGAGGUCCUUAAUGUAAUUUUAAAACAAUUCCCCCGAAUUUUAUGUGGUUGCUUUAGAACAAAUUUACGUGAGAAUGUUAUAUGGUAAGAUUGUAGUAAUCAAAAGAAGUGGUGCUGAUGGAGCCCAGUUCCCUUUAACCACCAGUAACUGCUUGUUUGGAAGGAGCAAUGACUGUGACAUAAGAAUUCAGCUUCCAAAUGUGUCUAGAGAGCACUGCCGAGUUAGUGUAGCAGAUAACGGAGAGGUUUAUUUGACAAACCUGAGCACAGUCAAUCCUAUUACAGUCAACUCAAAAUAUAUUGACACUACAUUAAAACUUCAUCAUGGAGAUGUGUUUACAAUUAUAGACAGGUCUUUUCGCUUUGAAAUUCCUAAUAUGACAGGGAAGUCCCCAGUCAGAAGCCCUUUGAAAAAUUCAGUUAUUACUCCGGUGAAAGGAUCACCAAAUAAAGGAAUGGGUACACCUAAGACUGUUGAUAUGAAUGAGACGUUAGCUUUGAAGCCAUUAUCACCCAGUAACAGAAAAAGUAUAGGAGGAUCAUCAAUUAAGAAAACCCCAGCUGGUCGUGCGCUUACUCCCCAGCCAGCUAAAAUGUCAAAAUCAAAUUCUCCAAGACAUAAUUCUACUCCAGCAAGCAUGAAGAAUACAAUGAAAAUACUAACACCUAAAUCCAAACCUCCACCACCGUCCGAAGGAGUAGACAGCAGUACUAAAAGCAAGAAACCAAGAGUACAGUCACCAUCUCCAGUUAGAGGCAGUGCCAAGAAAGUUCAUGUAUCAAGAGCUGAUGAUAGAGUUAAUACUCCAGCAAAGUCUCCUGCUAGGAAAUCUUCAUCUGAUACAAAGACAAGUAAAACACCAGGAAAAAGUCCAAAGACCAAAACUCCUGCUAAAUCACCAGCAAAAUCUGUACUAGAAAAUGCUGCUACUAAGACUCCUGCAAAAUCUGAGACAAAAACUCCAAAAAAACAAACCCCUGCUAAAUCAUCUGCUAAACCUCCUUCACCAGAUGUGGUUACUCUAGCUAAAACUCCAAGAUCAAAAACACCAGCAAAGUCACCUGCAAGAUCAGUGACACCAGCAGCUAAAACUCCUAGGUCAAAAACACCGGCAAAGUCUCCUGCAAGGUCAGUAACACCAGCAGCUAAAACUCCUAGGUCAAAAACACCAGCAAAGUCUCCUGUAAGAUCAGCAUCACCAGCAGCUAAAACUCCAGCAAAGUCACCCGCAAGAUCCGUAACACCAGCAGCUAAAACUCCUAGGUCAAAAACUCCGGCAAAGUCACCUGCAAGAGCAGUAUCACCAGCUUCCAAGACACCUGUUUCAAAAACACCAGCCAAGUCUCCUGGCAGAUCAGUUUCACCUGCUGCAAAAACGCCAGCAAAGUCACCUGGUAGAUCAAUAUCACCAGUUGCCAAGACACCUACAUCAAAAACACCAGCUAAGUCACCUGGUAGAUCAGUUUCACCAGCUGCCAAGACACCUGCAUCAAAUACACCAGCCAGGUCACCUGGCAGAUCAGUUUCACCAGCUGCCAAGACACCUGCAUCAAAAACACCAGCCAGGUCAUCUGGCAGAUCAGUUUCACCAGCUGUCAAGACACCUGUUUCUAAAACACCAGGCAAGUCUCCUGCAAGACCAGUUUCACCAGCUACUAAAACUCCUAGGUCAAAAACACUGGCAAAGUCACCUGCAAGAGCAGUAUCACCAGCUGUUAAGACUCCUGCUGCAAAAACACCAGCCAAGUCUCCUGUAAGAUCAGUUUCACCAGCUGCUAAGACUCCUGCUGCAAAAACACCAGCCAAGUCUCCUGUAAGAUCAGUAUCACCAGCUGCUAAGACUCCUGCUGCAAAAACACCAGCCAAGUCUCCUGUACGAUCAGUAUCACCAACUGCUAAGACUCCUGCUGCAAAAACACCAGCCAAGUCUCCUGUAAGAUCAGUAUCACCAACUGCUAAGACUCCUGCUGCAAAAACACCAGCCAAAUCUCCUGUAAGAUCAGUAUCACCAGCUGCUAAUACUCCUGCUGCAAAUACACCAGCCAAGUCUCCUGUAAGAUCAGUAUCACCAACUGCUAAGACUCCUGCUGCAAAAACACCAGCCAAGUCUCCUGCAAGAUCUGUAUCACCAGCUGCUAAGACUCCUGCUACAAAAACACCAGCCAAGUCUCCUGCAAGAUCUGUAUCACCAGCUGCUAAGACUCCUGCUGCAAAAACACCAGCCAAGUCUCCUGCAAGAUCUGUAUCACCAGCUGCUAAGACUCCUGCUGCAAAAACACCAGCCAAAUCUCCUGUAAGAUCAGUAUCACCAGCUGCUAAGACUCCUGCUACAAAAACACCAGCCAAGUCUCCUGCAAGAUCUGUAUCACCAGCUGCUAAGACUCCUGCUGCAAAAACACCAGCCAAGUCUCCUGCAAGAUCUGUAUCACCAGCUGCUAAGACUCCUGCUGCAAAAACACCAGCAAAGUCUCCUGUAAGAUCUGUUUCACCAGCUAUCAAGACUCCAACAAAGUCGCCUGUAAGAUCAGCAUCACCUUCAAGUUCAGUUUCACCAACUGCAAAGACUCCUGUUACAAAAUCACCAGCCAAGUCACCUGUAAGGUCAACCUCACCAGCUACCAAAAGUCCAGUGAUGAAAACAACACCUAGGUCGAGAUCAUUGUCACCAGUAGAAAAGUCAACAGCCAAGAAGACCCCACAAUCCAACAACAGAAGAAAGACUAUGCCUGCAGGCAGUCCUUAUCAUCCAGCAACAGAAGACCUUAGGACAGAGUUGUCUGAAUUGAGGAGAAGAUCACAGCCAUUGAUUACAGAAAGCCCUUCAGCUUCUCCAAAAGUAAAAAGUGGAAGUAAAAGGAAAUCUACUCAAAGUAUUGGCUCGGAUGCGAAAAAGAAAAGAAUUUCAUUUGGUCCAUCAUUAAGUCCAGAAAUGUUCGAUAAAAAACUGCCACCGAUAACCCCAGUAAGAAAAGGUACAACACCAAGGAGAUUGUCUGAACCAUUUAGUGUUUUAUCACCAAAGUCAUUAUUAAAAAGAAAGUCUUUGGCUAAUUUUAGAAAAGAAUCUACAAUCACUGAAGAAAGUCCAAGUAAGGAAUCUCCAGUAAAGAGUGCAAAAUCAACUCCUGCAAGAAAAUCUCCUAAAACACCAACCAGAAAGUCACCUGCAAAGUCUCCAAAAUCCACUCCUGUGACAACCAAAUCUCCAAGAACAUCACCUGCAAAAGGAAAGACUCCUCGAUCUCCAAAAUCACAGAAAAAUUCACCUGCUACAGGCCCAAAAACAAAUAAACGCCUGUCAACAUCUUUAUCUGAAGAAACAUUAAAUGCAGAUAUCAGUUAUACUGGUAUUGAAGAGUUAAUGAAAACCCCAAAGGUGGCAACAAGUACUCCUAAAGCAGGAAAGAACUCGAGUGGACAGCGUAGACGUGCAAGCACUGGUGCUCUGAACCUGACUGGAGUGAAAAGACUAAUGAAAACUCCCAAAAACAAAUUGGAUGAGGUUAGCUUUACAGGGUUAUCAGCAAUUAUGAAAACACCUGAAGCAGAGGUUCAAGCAGUCAAGAAGGUCACACCGAAGUCAUCAACAAGAAAAUCAAUUCAAGGAAAGAUAAAUCCCUCACCAAAAUCAGCAAAAAAAGCUACACCAGCUAAGAGAGUUUCAACUCCACGCAAACUUAGUCCAAAAUCAUUAAAGAAAACUCCUAAAUCUCUCAAGAAGUCCCCACCAUCAUCACUUAGAAAUGCUGUGGCUAUGAGGGCAAUACAUGGAAAGCAGAAAACACCUAAACUUCCAACUAAUCUUUGGUCUGAUAUUGUCAAGAAAGGCAUUGCAGACAAAGGGGUAGCUAGAAGACGAUCAACAAAGAAACCUCUUCCAGUUGUGCAGAAGAGAGCCAAAACACCAAAGAGUAUAAAGAAGAAGAUGCCCCCAAAGACCCCAAGAACAAAAGCUGCAUCUAAAGCACCAACCACUGGACAUGCUGACUCACCAGUUACUAUAGUUAUACAUAAAAAAUUAACAUCCACUCCUGCUCUGUUACCAAGAAAGGGAAGGAAAAGCCUUGGAGUUAGAAAGGCAAAACCAAAAGCAACAUCACGACUAUCAGGUAUAGCUGACAUCUUUAGGACACCAAGUCCAGCAAGUUCUCCUGAGAGAACAGGAACACCAUACUCACUCUAUUCUGAUCUGCCAGAAACACCCAUUGGUCCUGGUGAAAUGUUGGUAUCACCAAUGUCUUCAACAAAGAGAAAGUCUGUCCCUACACCUAAGUUAGUUGGAAUAAAACAGUUGUAUGCUACACCAAAACAGAUAAGAUCACCAGUUAGUCCAUCAGGAGUAAAGGAAAUGUUUAAGACACCUAAAUCAGCUACUCCAAAACUCAAAGUGUCAAAAAGCACACUAGAAAAGUCUACAGCUAAGAAGUCACCAACAGUUACCAAGUCUCCUGUUGCCAGACGUGGCAGAAAAAGACUUGCCCCUGCAUCCCCAGAUGUUGCAGAAACAGUAUUGGAGAGACCAGCUAAAAGAACAAAAAGAGGUGUAGUUAAAAAGACUCCAGUCAAAUCUCCCAAGAAGGCUGCAGCAUCCCCAAAGGUUACAGAAAAAGCAACAGAGGUUUCAUCUAAGAAAACAAGAAGAGGAGCAGUCAAAAAAUCACCUGUUAAAACUGCUGCCAAGGCCUCAAGAGUCAAAUCGAAAGUAGUAUCCGCUGUUACAUUAAUUGUUACAGAGGAAGUAGUUACAGUAACAGAAGAGGUAGAAAUAGCUGUUUCAACACCUGAUGUACCAAGACCUAGAGGUAGAAAAGCAGUGCCUAAAUUGAAGACAUCACCUAAAGCUCUGAAGAAGAAAUCUGUACCUAAAAGCAGCAGUCCAAGAGUGGAAGUAAUUAAGAAAUCUCCUGUAGCAAAGAGAACCACAAGAAGAGGCAAAGUUGCAACACCUGCUAAAACUCCUAAAAUAUCUACUGAAGUUGAGGAGAAAAAAUCAUUGAAAUCACCAGUGAAGGCAGCUACACCUAAGAAGGCAACGAGAGGUAAAGCUGCAAAAAUACAGAAAACUGUUGCAAUUCCAGCUAAAAAACCUGUCCGAGGUGGGAAACGGAAACUAUCUAUCUCAUCUGGUGAUGCUGAACCUCCAAGUAAAAAGCCUGAACAAACAACUUCACCUGAGAAAGUCAAAACACCCACAAAAUCACCAGCAGCAAAACGUAGUAGAGGGAGAGGAGCAGGAAAAUCAUCUCUAAAAAAGCCAGCAACACCUGCAAAAUCUACUGCAAAGAAAAAUACUAGAGGAAAAGUCAAUAAAGUGGAAACUUCAACUGUUUCACCAGCAAAACGAGCAACACGUGGUAAGCCUGUAAAAUCUCCCAAAAAAGCUGUAAAUACUGUUGUUCCUGCUGAAGAACAGAAAGCUGCAAACCCAACUCCUAAAAAGUCGCCAGCAGCAAAGGGAAAAGCUUCAAAAUCAACACCCAAGAAAAUAGCAACCCCUAAAAAAUCACCGGUCAAACGUGCAACAAGAGGAGCAAAGAAAGAAACAACUAAAAAGGCAGAUAAAGAGGAGAAUGUAGUUGUUGAGGCAACAAAAGUUAAAACUCCCAAAAAAUCUCCAGCAAAGAGAUCAAGAGGAAAAGUGGCAAAGGCAGCCUCACCUCAGACUAAAACCCCUGUAAAAGGAGUUAAAUCAAGGCGGGGAAGGGCAGUUUUGUCAGAUCAGUCACCAGCAGUUGUUUUGACACCAGUUGCUAAACUUAAAUCACCGAAGAAAGCUAGUCCAGUAAAAAAAGCAAAAAGAGGAAGGAAAGCGAGUCCUGUCAAAACUGUACCUGUUGUAGAGGAAGUUGUACAAGAAGCAGCAGUAGAAGCUAAGCCUAACAAAAGGCGUGGGAGAGCUGCUUCUCCAGUUAAACCUAAAACUCCAGUAAAAAAAGUGACCAAGACCAGUGGAAAACGGAAGGCAGCUUCACCAGCAAAAAUGCCUAGUCCUACAAAAGUCAGCAAAGUAGAUGUGGAAACAGUUCAGCAACCAAGCAAAGGCAAGAAACCAAAAGUGGUGAAAACAGCUAGUCCAUCACCAGUAAAAUCUACAAAGAGAGGAACAAGAGGGAAUCCUAAAGCAAAAACUCCUGAGAAAGUUUCUAAAUCAUCUCCGCCCAAGAAAGCAGUGAAAAAGGUAAAAACUGUCUCACCAAAACAGAAAACACCUGUGAAACGAGUGACAAGAGCUAGAAAAUGAUAUUAAUUGUAAAUAUAUAUAUGUACAAAUUGUAGAUACUGUAUUUAUAGUAAAUGGCUUUAGGAAAGUGCAAAUAAGACCACAAUGUGUUCACAAAAACUUAUUUAAAAUAAAGUGUGCCAUCAAGAGAACAGUUUUUUGGGAAAAUUAAUAUUUAUGAUCAUUAUAUCUUUUGCUGUCAUAUUAAAACUAAAAGUAUUUUAUAUAUUGAUAUUUUGUUAACCAAAAAUUGUAGCUUUUUUGAAGUCAUAAGUUUGAGCCAAGCUCACUAAAAAGAAAGAUGACAGAAUUGUGUAAUUUUAUUUUUAUCUUGUUAAAGGCAGCUUUUUCUGUAAAAUAUUAUGAAUAUGCACAUAAAGAAGAGUUAACAUACACCAUGUUGUUAAGGUACUGUACUAUAUAAAACUCACGGACAGAAAAAAUAACCAGGUAUAAUGUUGUAAAUUUGUUCUAUAUUAUUUUGUAAUCAUUGUUUUAAAGUAUUUAUUACCUCUAGUGUUUAAUGUGAAGAAUUUUUUCGACACUUAUAAUUAUAAUGUAAAAUUUUAACUUAUUUUAUUUGACAAAAACAUGGUUUUUAUUAUCUCAGAUUUUUUUCUAUAUUAAAAUUUUAUUUUUUUGUCAUGUUUUAACAUCAACACUUUUUUUUACCAUUUUUCAUCGUAUUUGUUAUUAACUAAUGUUUUUUAUAAUUGUAAUGUGAGCUUGCAGUAAUUCUUUCUGUUUCAUAAAGAUAUGUGACUGAGAAAGAAACAGAUUGUGCCUUGAACUUUGAUUUUGUGCAAUUGGAUUAAAGGAAUAUAUUUUCUCACAUAAUGCAUUAAAAGGAAUAAUUGUAAAAUGAAUCUGUUUUAUUUCAGUGAUGGUUUUCAUUUUGCUCUAAAAUGAAAUAUAAACAACAAUAAUCUUGUGAUUUUUUAACAAGUGUUAUUAAGAUUGAUGUAAAUGGCAUACAAGUCAAUAAUUGUUGGUUAUUAUCUAACAUUGUAGCUAUUUUCACAAAGACGUAGGAAGACAAACAACUAUAAAUUGCAUUGAAUUUAGUCAUGAUUUUUUUUUGUGAAAAAACUCUCCACUUAGCAUUGAAUUAAAAUAGUUGAGAUUGUUGAUUUUAUUUGGAUUAAACAUCACUUAAAACAACACAAUUUAUGUGACACCUUAUAUAUGUCUGGUUUUGUCAGUUUAAAUCUUCAUCAUUAUUUAUAUAAAUGAAUUGAGUUUGAUUUUGUGAUGUUGUCAUUGGUUAAUUUUUUUUAAAUCAAAAUUUUUUAUUUUAUUAUUCAUUGAAUAUGGAAUAUAUAUAUUUUUUGCAUGAAACUCGUAAUAAUCAUGAAAUGGAAUAAACAAAUUAAAUUCAAUUACCAUAUGAUUGUCAUAUUAAAAAAAAUAUCACUUUAGUGCCUUAAGAUCAGAUUUAUUACUUAAAAUUGUAAUUGUACUCACAAUAGCAACCUAAAAGUAAUAUAGAAGGUGUCCAUAUCAUAAUAUUUUUCAUUGUUUUUCUGAACCUGUUGUAUAUAUAUUCAUCAAUUAUCACAUUAUCAAUCAUAUAUCAUUUUAUUUCUUAUCUUAUCACUUCUCAUUGUCUGGUACUUUUUUCUUAAUCAGUAAACUUUUAUGGUAUGUAUGAUGAAAUUUUAUGAGUCCUGUAUGUUGAUGUCAAUUUACCCAUAUACAAUAAAUGAAUGGGAAAGAUA
Mytilus trossulus (common blue mussel) is the source of this 8077-nucleotide messenger RNA. RefSeq names its product mucin-2-like. The record is from RefSeq and is a predicted model, not a curated record. The coding region runs from base 213 to 6380 and encodes 2055 amino acids. Gene Ontology annotation, biological process: regulation of mitotic nuclear division; regulation of chromosome segregation. The transcript is spliced from 14 exons. NCBI's taxonomy places the organism in Eukaryota, Metazoa, Mollusca, Bivalvia, Mytilida, Mytilidae. Gene Ontology annotation, cellular component: chromosome; nucleus. Gene Ontology annotation, molecular function: protein binding.